Piliocolobus tephrosceles (Ugandan red Colobus) is the source of this 2934-nucleotide messenger RNA. RefSeq names its product FERM domain containing 1 (gene FRMD1). The transcript has 12 exons. Gene Ontology annotation, cellular component: cytoplasmic side of apical plasma membrane; cytoskeleton. NCBI's taxonomy places the organism in Eukaryota, Metazoa, Chordata, Mammalia, Primates, Cercopithecidae. Bases 106 to 1677 code for a protein of 523 amino acids. Gene Ontology annotation, biological process: positive regulation of hippo signaling. The record is from RefSeq and is a predicted model, not a curated record.
GAGGGCACAAGAGCGGCGGCCGCUUUUACACUGCUCGCGGGACCACGGCCCGGAGCCUGGAGCCGGACGAGGAGUCGGACCUUGGCCCCCGCAGGGGCACGAUGGAUGGAGCCCAGUCCUGAGAGGCCUGCAGGCAACCGGCAGGAGCCGACCCUGGGAAUGGACGCGAUGGCCUCAGAACACCGGGAUGUCCUCGUGCUGCUGCCCAGCCAGGAGCAACUGCGACUGGCCGUGGGGGUGAAGGCCAUUGGCCGGGAGCUUUUCCAGCAAGUGUGCAACGCUGUGAGCAUCAGAGACACCCAGUUCUUUGGCCUCUGUGUGAUCAGAAACAAUGAGUAUAUAUUUAUGGAUUUGGAGCAAAAGCUCAGCAAGUACUUCUCAAAAGAUUGGAAGAAAGAAAUAUAUGAAGAAAAUGAGAAACCCAGAGCCCCCUUUGUGGCCUUCCUCCGGGUGCAGCACUAUGUGGAAAACGGAAGGGUCAUAAGCGACCACAGGGCACGGCACCUGUACUACUGCCACCUGAAGGAGCGUGUGCUGAGGUCGCAGUGCGCCCACCGGGAGGAGGCCUACUUCCUGUUGGCCGCCUGUGCGCUGCAGGCUGACCUGGGUGACCACCGGGAGCUGGCCCACGCCGGGAGGUACUUCGAGCCGCACUCCUACUUCCCGCAGUGGAUCAUCACCAAGAGGGGGAUUGACUACAUCCUCCGGCACAUGCCCGCCUUGCACCGUGAGCGCCAGGGCCUGAGCCCCAAGGAGGCCAUGCUGUGCUUCAUCCAGGAGGCCUGCCGGCUGGAGGACGUACCCGUGCACUUCUUCAGGCUGCACAAGGAUAAGAAGGAAGGUCACCCCACCGUGAUCCUGGGACUGACCCUCAGGGGAGUGCACAUCUACCAGGGGAAGAAGCUGGAGAUCCAGCUGGACGGGCUGCCCACAGCACAGAAGCUGGUUUACUACACGGGCUGCACCUGGCGCUCAAGGCACCUGCUGCACCUGCUGCGCGCCAGCCACCAGCUCCACCUCCGCGUGCGGCCCACACUGUGGCAGCUGCAGCAGCGGGAGGAGGCAGAAGAGAAGCAGCGCUACCGGGAGUCCUACAUCAGCGAUGGGCUGGAGCUGGACCCGGACAGCAGGGGCUCCCCAGGCAGCGGGGUCAGCAGCCAGCACUGCCCUCACCGCCUCUCACGCCACUCCGCGAACAGCCAUGGCAGCUCCCACACGUCAGGCAUCGAGGCCGACUCCUGGCUCACGGAAUCCAGAGAGAUGUCUGUGGACACACCCUUGGAGGUCCAGGGGCUGCGUGAGAAGGAGCCAUCCUCCAGCCCCAGGACCAGCCGCAGCCACCCCAGCACAUGUGGUGACAGCCAAGCCACUCGCCAGGAACCCUGCGCCAAUGUCAGGACCAGAGGCCAGAGCACCGAGGCUGUGCACCAGAUCUGGGAAAUGAAAGCUGGGGUCAGUGAGUUGCCGCACAGCCGCAGCCUGGACGACACACAUCUGCACCAGCUGGCCCUGCGCCCAGCGCCCACCUCACUCAGCCGUACCUUCCACUGUGCCCCAGACUGCGGGCUGGCAGCCCCCUGCGAGAACAGGGCCACUCUCCCCAGCAAGAGGUCCAGCAACUGCCUCACCCUGGACCUGUUCGGAGAGGCCCCACCCCCACAGGAGUUUGUGGUAUAGGUGCCAUCCACCCAGCAGCGCUGUCUGCAGCGCCAGGCUCAGCCCCCGACCACCCCACUGCCAUGUGGCCCUCGGCCCUUCCUGCCCGCCAGACGCUGCCCACACCUCCGCAGCCAGCGCACUCUACAGGUUCACCUGUAAGAGGUGUGGAGUGGCUCUGACAUCAACCUUGGAGGUGACAAACAGGUCCCGCACCGCAUCCCUGUCCUCAGUGCACCCAGGAGCUCCUUCCAUCGGGGUCUCCAGGGAGCAGGUUCAAGGUCUGGCUGUCGAUUGUCCAGAGAGCCAUGGUGUUGGCCCCUGAGGCAGCCUGUCACCCAUCCUAGUCUGGGAGAGAAGGUGACGCAGCUGGGCCCAGACCCUGGAGAGAGGGCUCUGCAGUUUCCCACACUGCCAGCUCCCCGAGAGACAGGUCCCGAGCCAGAGUUCACGGUGGUCAUCACUGUGCAGGACCCCGGCUCCUCCUAGACCUGAACCCCUCUCUGCAACUCCUGUUCGCCAGCACUGGGACUGCCAGACAGAGACCCUUUUUGAGGUGCAAGCCCAGCUCUGUCACCUGAGAUCCAGCCAGAGACCCUCCUCCACCAUCCGCAGUCAAUGGCUGUGCUUUCCCUUCCCGGUCAGGGUUUGCAAAGACCCCACUGCCCCGGAGCUGAUGCUGACUCUGCUCCCAUCUCAGCCAUGAGGCCUCGGGACACACUCUGCUCACCGGUGGCUUCCUUAAGCCAUUGCCCUGGCUGGGGUGGGGCUGGUGCAGCCCAGUUGGUGGAGGGGAGAGGCUUUGGUGACAGAUGGGGAGUGGGGGACUGGCUAUGCAUGGCACCUGCUCUGACCCUGGUGGGCUCCGUGGGUAAGGCACCCUCGGUACCGUGGGCUCUGGAAGGCCACCAGGGUAGGGUCUCCCCAGGGCUCCUCCCCCUGCAUGAGACUCCUGCACACGUGCAAACCUGCUGUCCUCUGCAUUUAGAGGAAUGGCCCAUGAAUCCCUGCUAGUCUCAGGCCCGACACAGAGCACUGAGAGGCCACAGUGGUUCAGCCCUGUGUCCUGAACACCGCUGCCCCCUUCACUGUGGUGAAGACUACGCCACACCACCCUGCAGCUCACUGGAGACAAGCGUGAGCUUGAGCCCCAUGGCCUGGUGCAGGGCCGCGUGCAUUGAGGCUGCCUCUUUGACGGGUCUAUCCAGGGGGGCCCUCUCCUUUCUGUGAAAGGGAAUCCUGUGUGUGCCCCAGGCAUGUGUAAUAAAGAACCCGAGC